This is a messenger RNA of Dermacentor andersoni, 4548 nucleotides long. Its product is annotated as plasmolipin-like. Gene Ontology annotation, cellular component: membrane. Lineage: Eukaryota; Metazoa; Arthropoda; Arachnida; Ixodida; Ixodidae. The record is from RefSeq and is a predicted model, not a curated record.
UCCGGGACAAGCAAGCGUGGAAGCAAGCCUAGGUUACGGGUAGGCUGAAGUGAAAUUGUCUCCAGUAAUCGUUGCGGUUGAAGGAAGGUGUUCAACCGUCGCCGCUAUAUUCAGUUGAUAAAGCAGCCAAGGAGUCUCCGUGAAUUCCAGGCCGUGCCAAGCAAACUGUAGUUAUCGUCUCUGCACCCACUGGCAGAAUGCAAGGCCAGGGCUUCCCCGACACUCACACGACCACCACGACCACCACAACAACCAAGUCUACCUCGUGGCUGGUGUUCGACCCAUCAUAUCUGCGCACCUUGCCAGGCAUCCUGAAAGGGGCACAAAUUAUUAUCAACCUGAUUGGAUUUAUCUGCUCUCAAUUGGACUACUACUUUCCAAGCACAUCCAACUGGUAUGGCUUUGUGUCAAUGACUGCAUUCUGGGUCUCCCUGGUGCUCCUCUUCUUCUACGUUUUUCGCCUGAUUGAGAAGAUCAAGAUUAUUCCUUGGAUGCUUGCGGAGUUCGUGUACUGCGGUGUCUGGGCUGCUCUGUAUUUUACAGCUGCCAUAGCUGCAGCUGUCAAAGGCAGAUAUCAAGAAUGUCUUGCAGCUGCUGCUUUCUUUGGUUUCGUGGCCAUGUUCCUGUAUGGUGCGGAUGCCUUCUUCAAGUACAAAGGCUGGAAGUCUGGAGAGCCUGCCCAGGGUGAGAGAUCGGUGCCCAAUGCAGGGCUUGGAGCUUCAAACACGGUGUCUCCUACCAGCCCCAACUACCCUGCCUACUAACAAUGCACGCUACUAAGGCAUGCACCCACACCUCGGGCUAAGACCAGUCUGAGUGAAGGGAGGUGUGGAGACAAACCUUGCGAGUCAUGCAUUUGGCGCUAAAAUGGAUGUCUACCAGGUUGUCAGUGAUGGGAGGCAGCUCCUGCAAUGGGAAACCAAAACAGUGAAGAAGAGGAGUAGCACUUGUCAUACUUUUCUUACUUUGGCUGCAUCACCUUUUUCUUUGUGUUUAUGCAUAUUUGAGGGUUUUAUAAAUGGCAGUGUGCCAAGAGGAAAACAAAGUUAACAUUUUGCGGUCGGCAUAUUAGGCGAUAAGAAGUUGUUGUAGCUCUCACUUCUGCUGUUCUAGUGUUAUCUGUCAUUUGCUUGUUUGCUUAAUGAUUGAGAGAGACAUUCAGCUGUUUCAAAUGAACAGAGAAGCUUUCAACUUAUCGGCUGCUAAGUGCUGAUAUGCAGUGCUGCUGCACACCUCUAUUUUCAAACAAGAAGUAUAGUACCAAAGUAUAUUUUUUAUUUGCUGCCACAGGGCAUUGUAGUGUUUUAUUUAAAGCCUUGCAUUCGGGAAAAAACAGUUCCAUUCAGCACAAAUGUUGGAGGCCCUGUUUUUGAUGUGUGGAGGCAGUAACAUUUUUUUGUGAUUAUGUGCAAAUUAUCUUUUAUGCACAUUUUUGUCAUCAGUACAAGCAUAAAAUUUUGUUGGAGAAUAUUGAUAUAAUUGUUAUGUACAUAAAUGGUCUAUAAAAUGUCUUGAACAUGUUAUAUGGCCCAGCUUGCAUUGUGUACAGGCAAAAGGAAUGACAUCAGAUAUCUUAGUCUGAAACUGUCAUGAAAUACCUAUUAGGUUGUGUGCUAAACUGCUGCACUGUGAAAGCGAAAGCAGCAGUUGCAUCAAGACCUUUAGCUCUGCAUGAUUAUCACUAUCCUUUAUUAGUUUGUUGCAAGGAUGCCUUGCAGCUUAGCUAAUAUUGAUGCGUUGGAUCUUGUUAGUACUUGCUGCAUGUAUUGCACACACUGAGGCCGCACAUUUGCAUGUUCAGAGGUUUACUAUACUUGCACUAAUGUUUGUUUAGUCCUAUAUUUAGCCCUGCAGUGAGCAUGGCCUUGACUUGUAUAGUCCUUCACUGUAGCGCUCUCAUGUAGUACAAAAGCAUCAGCUCAAGUUUUGCCAACGCAUUGAUUGUCCUUGUAAUCUGUUCAUGUAGACAGUAUGUGACAGUUUUAUCUGUAUGUUACAGUCACUUCCUUUUUCUUAUUUUUCUGGGGCCUAGAUAUUAUUAAAUUUGUGCAUAUCUACACUGCACAUUCAACAAAAACUGAACAAGCAUGGAGUCAGUGAUGUGUUGCUUAUGUUCAAUGCCCUGUUCCUCUCAUAGAAAUUAUUUACACUGUGUACAUUGUUCUCUAUCUGCAGUAUCAUUGUAGUGAUAUUUGUGUCCUUAAGUGGUUCUGCCUUUCCAUUACCUUGGAUGAAAUGAAAAUGCAGUUUGUGUAUUCAUGUUACAUCUACUUUAAGGCCUGCCACUUGCAGGGCAUCUUGCAGCUUAGCACAUGUUGCAUGCCAUGAAUGAAUGGCCACUGCAGAUGGCACCACUGUAGAAUAUACCAUUAACUUGGUUUAUUGUUGUUGAACUUUAUUUCUAGAGGAUACAAGCUGAGCUAUUUCACACAGUAACAAUAUAAUUCAAAAUUUAUGACAGUUCUACUUGUUUCAUUUCUGUUUUGUUCACAUGCCACUUUUUGUCUACAGACUUGCCGAGAUCAAGGGAUUUGAUCACAUGUGCUAGGUUACUUUUUCAUCAUUUUCUUGCUACACCUUUUAUUAAUUUAUUCAAGGCGAAGAAUUUCGCAUUAUAGAUAUGGCAGUAUUUCAAGACUGAUUAUUAUUAGACUGAUUGUUUUAUUAACUGUAAUCUUGAAGCUCACUAGCCAAUGGUAUUUCUUCCUGUCAUUCUUUUAUUGCCCUGAUAUGUCAUUUGGUAACACAUCUUGUCUUGUGGUCUUGCCAGGCUGUGACUGAUCACUAAGCAACCUUGAUGCAACAUUUUUGUAUCGUGCCAAGGUGUCCACAAAAUUUUUGCUCUUCCUGUUGUAUGAGGACACCCUGAGCAUCUUGUUUGUUGAUUGAAUUGUGCCAUAACAUAUAUAGCAGUUUUCAAUCUUGACUGUAACGUUGGAGACACUGAACAUAAAUGUGCCACAUGACUGGCAGUAGCAGGGAGGGUUAUUUUCGUAUGACAGGGCACCCAAAAAAGUGUUUCAUUUAGAAUGCUGCAGUGCUGAAUCUCUCACCGAACAACCUGCAUUCUCAUUUGCACUUGUUCCCAAACUGCACUGUCAUCCACCUUCUGUCAGUCUGUUGUAGUUGUGCCAGGCCUAUGAGCAAUGCACAUACCAAAUGCUUUGUCUGUGCUAGGUCAGAGCAUUAUCGUUUGUUGUUAUGAAAAUGUGUAUGGAUGACAACUAUGUAUACAUGCAAGGAUAUCUGGGCUGGUAGGGCAGUUGAACGAAUGCCCACAUAAAAGUAGCUCCUUCAGGAAAUGGCGUUGUCAUGUGUAAAACCACUGCCAAAUGGGUGGGAAUGUGUUUGUGUGUAUGUGUGCAUGUGUGGACACAGUGUUGGAGAAAGAAGCCACGUUACUUGGGGCUGUAACAUCGAAGACUUUGCCAGUCACCUGUUACUUGUGUUGUCUAUUAUCGUUUCAUCACUGGCACGGUUAGGUUCUUGUUUGUUUCCCAUUUGAGACCUUGCCCGAAGUGUAGUCUUGCACUGUUGAAAUUGUCUUAAUUGAUUUAUUUUGCAAAAUGAGGUGCAUGCUUUGAACAUACAUUAAAGAUCAGUGCUGAUGCAAAGAAAAUAUCGGGCAUUGUUCAAUGUAAUGUCCUUUUUGCACUGCUUUCAUAUCUUCAAGCUUUUUGUGCUCACUUAGUUUUCAAGUACUGAUUUUGCAUGUAGAAACAAAUGCAACUUCAUGUUGGUAUAGCUGGUAAAAAGGCGUCAUUAAUUUAUAUACUUGUUCUCCCUGUUACUGGAUUAUGAGUAUCGUAGUUUUCAACGGAAAAAUACAUCUUGCUGUGUUGUGAAUUGGCCCUGGUUUAAAAUAGUAUUUAAGAAUCGCAAAUGUAAUGGUCAUGCACCUUUUGGCUGAUUGGUUUAAUGCCACCGAUGCGGCAAAUAAAAUGCCAUGUUUAAUCGGCUUCAGUGGAGCACCUGUUGGCUGUUGUGCUUUUCCAUUGUCCAAAGACCUGUAUCCAUAGCCUAUCCAUCCAUACCACGCAUGCACAUCGUACGUGUGGUUAUAACAUUAACUUCAUUAUUGCUUAACAGUUGUCAAUGUUUUUUGUUCAUGCUGUCUUUGUUCGUGUCGUUUUAGCUGUGGUCACAUUUGCAGUGUAUAAAUGUUGCAGAUCUAAAUACCUGCUCUGCAUUGUACAUGCUUCAGGAGCACUUGUAUAGAGUGCAAUUGUUCUGAAUGAUUCUGAAGUAACUGUAGAAAACACAGUACAUCAGGAGAUGGCCAUUGUUGUGUGUCUAUUUAUUGAAGUGCUGUAUUGUGCCGAAAGGGCAGUUUUGUUAAGAGCACUGAAACAGUUUCCUUAAGCCUGAAAAAUGCAUUGGAAUGAAUGCACUGUACCGCUAAAGAAAUAGCUUCCUGAAGGAAUUUUUUGUGAAGGACGCACUAAUACGAUUGGAGAUAUUAGGAGCGCAAUGCGCAAUUUUACCAUUACCCUUCAAGUCUUACUGUUCACUCACAGGAGGCUGCUUCAGUAAAAAAUGUCCCGUCUA